Messenger RNA from Linum tenue, 548 nucleotides. NCBI's taxonomy places the organism in Eukaryota, Viridiplantae, Streptophyta, Magnoliopsida, Malpighiales, Linaceae. The record is from the annotation of a GenBank genome assembly.
UUUUUUUUUUUUCCUUAGUUGGUUGGUGGUAAUGGGAAAUGGAAGCUUUGAAAUUUGCAGGUAAUUCUGGUGAUUUGUCGCUUUAGCCACCAACCCCCUCUCCUAACACCGUCGCACAACCGCCGCCGGCCGCCGUGCCUGCCUACCUUUGCCUUGGUUAUCCACGACGAUCUAACUCCAUUCUACUGGACUAUUCUUCCACAGGUCAGUGACGUUUCGUGUGCCACCUAUGGCGACUGAAUCUGAUAUCAUAGACAAAAUAGCAAAUGUAAGCUUAACAGAAGAGGAAGAAGCGAGUAUCAAGAUAGAAGAGUGUGAUGAAGAGAAGGACAUAGAAGAGGUGAUUACUGAACUUAGAAUAGCAGGAAAAAUAGUUGCAGGAAGACUUGGUUUGGCCAGAGUCAUGAAGAACAUUCUAAAAGAAGUUUGGCGGCUGAAGAAAGCCUUCGAUGUCAGAAUAAAUCAGUAAGGUAUCAUGCUGAUGCAGUUCUACUGCUACGAAGAUAGGGAUAGGGUUCUCCAUGGAGGCCCUUGGCACUAUGAGAAAC